AUGCUGCUGCCAGGUCCAGAGUCUGUCAAUGGGUGCCUGUACGGCCUCCCAUUGCUGCUGUCUCCAUCGCCACACUCUGCCAUGUGCCACUUUCAGGUCUCCUCACACUGCUGCUGGUGUGUUGAAUUUUUUUGUCAUAGGUUGCUGGCAGAUUACGGGCCUCCUAUAGCUGCUGCCAGGCCCCUAAUCUGCCAUGGGCCCCCUAUACCGCCUCCUCAUGCUGCUGCCCAGGUCCAGAGUCUCUCAUGGGUCCCUGUACGGCCUCCCAUUUGCUGCUGUCUCCAUCGCCACACACUCUGCCAUGUGCCACUUUCAGGUCUCCUCACACACUGCUGGUGUGUUCCAUUUUUUGUC
This is a messenger RNA of Staurois parvus, 354 nucleotides long. The record is from the annotation of a GenBank genome assembly. Lineage: Eukaryota; Metazoa; Chordata; Amphibia; Anura; Ranidae.